CAGCCGCUAGCCAGAGGACGCUCCCUGCGGCCUCCCUGUCCAGCCGAGUUCUUAAAAGCCGGAGUUUCCGAAGUGGCGGGGCCGAGGCUGAAGGUCGUGAUGAAGUCCGUGGUGGUUCUGCUGGCGCUCGCCUUCGUCUUCGCUGUCUUCAACAAGGCAGAUGGCCCCAAAGUCACUGACAAGGUCUACUUUGACAUCACCAUCGGUGGUGAGCCAAAGGGACGUAUUGAAAUUGGACUGUUUGGAAAGACCGUACCUAAUACAGCGAGGAACUUCAAGGAAUUGGCAACCAGGCCUGAGGGAUCUGGUUACAAGGGCUCAAUCUUCCAUCGUGUGAUUCCUGAAUUCAUGAUUCAGGGUGGUGACUUUACCAAAGGAGAUGGAACUGGAGGUGUCAGCAUCUAUGGAGAGAGGUUUGCUGAUGAGAACUUCAAGCUGAAGCACUAUGGAGCUGGAUGGCUUUCCAUGGCUAAUGCUGGAAAGGACACCAAUGGGUCUCAGUUCUUCAUCACUACUGUCAAGACCCCAUGGCUGGAUGGCAAGCACGUUGUAUUUGGCAAAGUGCUAGCUGGCAUGGAAGUGGUGAGGGCUAUUGAAGCACUUCAAACUAGAAGUGACAGGCCCAUUCAAGAGGUCAAGAUUGCUGAUUCUGGAGCCAUACCAGUAGAGACACCAUUCAGUGUGACAAAGGAGGGUGUCCAAUAAUAGAAACAUUCCUUUAUAAAAUAAUCUGUCUCGGCACAACAGCUGCUUUACAUUAUUUUCUUUCAACAAAAUCGUGGGCAAAACGGUUAAUAUUGAUAGUCGUAUUGUUACUUUAAAAAA
This is a messenger RNA of Penaeus monodon (black tiger shrimp), 825 nucleotides long. RefSeq names its product peptidyl-prolyl cis-trans isomerase 5-like. The record is from RefSeq and is a predicted model, not a curated record. Gene Ontology annotation, molecular function: peptidyl-prolyl cis-trans isomerase activity. Gene Ontology annotation, biological process: protein folding; protein peptidyl-prolyl isomerization. Gene Ontology annotation, cellular component: intracellular membrane-bounded organelle. Lineage: Eukaryota; Metazoa; Arthropoda; Malacostraca; Decapoda; Penaeidae.